GGCGAGGGGCGGGGCGGACGCGGAGCGCAGUUAGUCUAGGGCGACUGUCGCGAGCACGUUGAGCCACCGUGUGGGUCGCGCGCAGGUAGUCAGCGGCAGUCGGAGCGGGAAGCACCGAGUAAAGGAGCCAUGAAGCACUAUGAGGGUUAGCCCUCCAGUGGCCGUUGGUGGAGACAUUCUCGGCGGCGCCGCGUGGCAGUGCUGGAGGACUGCGCACCACUCACCUCUGCGUGACCCGGGGCAGGAGAUGGGCGGGGCUUGGAGCAGGUGGGGCCAGAGGUGGAGAUUCUGGAUGCCAAGACAAGGGAAAAGCUGUGUUUUCUGGACAAGGACCCCUAGAGGUGAUGUCCCUGCCCUGCCUCUCCAGGUGGAGCCCCAGGCCACCAUUGCGGAGAUCAAGAACCUCUUCACCAAGACCCACCCACAGUGGUACCCGGCCCGCCAGUCCCUGCGCCUGGAUCCAAAGGGAAAGUCCCUGAAGGACGAAGACAUCUUGCAGAAGCUGCCUGUGGGCACCACAGCCACACUGUACUUCCGGGACCUGGGAGCACAGAUCAGCUGGGUGACGGUCUUCUUGACAGAGUACGCCGGGCCCCUGUUCAUCUACCUGCUCUUCUACUUCCGGGUCCCCUUCCUCUAUGGCCACAAAUAUGACUUCACAUCCAGUCGGCACUCAGUGGUGCACCUCGCCUGCAUCUGCCACUCAUUCCACUAUGUCAAGCGGCUGCUGGAGACGCUCUUCGUGCACCGCUUCUCUCAUGGCACCAUGCCCUUGCGAAACAUCUUCAAGAACUGCACUUACUACUGGGGCUUUGCUGCGUGGAUGGCCUAUUACAUCAACCACCCUCUCUAUACACCCCCCACCUACGGAGCUCAGCAGGUUAAGCUGGCGCUGGCCAUCUUUGUGAUCUGUCAGCUGGGCAACUUCUCCAUCCACAUGGCCCUGCGGGACCUGCGGCCGGCUGGGUCCAAGACCAGGAAGAUCCCAUACCCCACCAAGAACCCCUUCACGUGGCUCUUCCUGCUGGUGUCCUGUCCCAACUACACUUACGAGGUAGGGUCCUGGAUUGGCUUUGCCAUCAUGACGCAGUGCCUGCCAGUGGCCCUCUUCUCGCUGGUGGGCUUCACACAGAUGACCAUCUGGGCCAAAGGCAAGCACCGAAGCUACCUGAAGGAGUUCCGUGACUACCCACCCCUGCGUAUGCCCAUCGUCCCCUUCCUGCUCUAAGGCCCCUGUCCUGUGUCCCCUGGGGUGGCACUGCUGCCCCUUCCUGGAAUAAACGCUGCCCGGCUA
Heterocephalus glaber (naked mole-rat) is the source of this 1294-nucleotide messenger RNA. It is a transcript of the gene Tecr, whose product is annotated as trans-2,3-enoyl-CoA reductase. Gene Ontology annotation, molecular function: oxidoreductase activity, acting on the CH-CH group of donors. The record is from RefSeq and is a predicted model, not a curated record. NCBI's taxonomy places the organism in Eukaryota, Metazoa, Chordata, Mammalia, Rodentia, Bathyergidae. Gene Ontology annotation, biological process: very long-chain fatty acid biosynthetic process.